Strigops habroptila (Kakapo) is the source of this 5348-nucleotide messenger RNA. It is a transcript of the gene CADPS, whose product is annotated as calcium dependent secretion activator. The record is from RefSeq and is a predicted model, not a curated record. Gene Ontology annotation, biological process: positive regulation of exocytosis; dense core granule exocytosis; synaptic vesicle exocytosis. Gene Ontology annotation, cellular component: glutamatergic synapse. NCBI's taxonomy places the organism in Eukaryota, Metazoa, Chordata, Aves, Psittaciformes, Psittacidae.
GCGCUCGGGCGCGGCGGCGAGCGGAGCCGGAGCCGGGCAGAGCCGCGCCGAGCGGAGCCCAGCGCAGCCCUAAAGCCGGCCCGGCCCCGGCCGAGCCCCGCUGCCGCCGCCGCGAUGCUGGACCCGUCGUCCAGCGAGGAGGAGUCGGAGGAGCUGGUGGAAGAGGAGAGCGGGAAGGAGCCGCUGGCGCCCACCGCGGCGCGGCUCUCGCCCAGCCGCCCCGGCGAGGGCCCGGGGAGCGGCGGAGGUGCGAGCGGUGGGAGCGGCGGGGGGCUGCAGCCGGUCGGGCGCGGCAGUGGUGCGGCGCGGCCCGCCAGCCCCAGCCCCUCGGUGGCCAGCGAGAAGGAGAAGGACGAGCUGGAGCGGCUGCAGCGGGAGGAGGAGGAGAGGAAGAGGAAGCUGCAGCUCUACGUCUUCGUCAUGCGCUGCAUCGCCUACCCCUUCAAUGCCAAGCAGCCCACCGACAUGGCCCGCCGGCAGCAGAAGAUAAGCAAGCAGCAGCUCCAGACAAUCAAAGAUCGUUUCCAGGCCUUUCUCAACGGAGAAACCCAGAUCGUGGCAGAUGAAGCAUUUAUAAACGCUGUCCAGAGCUACUACGAGGUAUUCCUGAAGAGCGACCGCGUUGCCAGGAUGGUGCAAAGCGGAGGGUGCUCAGCGAAUGACUCCCGGGAGGUCUUCAAGAAGCACAUUGAGAAGAGGGUGCGGAGCCUGCCAGAAAUUGAUGGCCUCAGCAAGGAGACGGUGCUGAGCUCCUGGAUGGCAAAGUUUGAUGCUAUUUACCGUGGGGAGGAGGAUCCCCGCAAGCAGCAGGCCAGGAUGACGGCGAGCGCUGCCUCGGAGCUCAUCCUCAGCAAGGAGCAGCUCUACGAGAUGUUCCAGAACAUUUUGGGGAUCAAGAAAUUUGAGCAUCAGCUUCUGUACAAUGCGUGUCAGCUGGACAACCCAGAUGAGCAAGCGGCACAGAUCAGGCGUGAGUUAGAUGGACGUCUUCAAAUGGCAGAGCAAAUUGCCAAGGAGCGAAAGUUCCCGAAGUUUGUGUCCAAAGAGAUGGAAAACAUGUACAUCGAGGAGCUGAAGUCAUCUGUCAACCUCCUGAUGGCAAACCUAGAGAGCAUGCCUGUGUCUAAAGGAGGCUCUGACUUCAAGCUGCAGAAGCUGAAACGUAGUCACAACACCUCUAUAAUUGACAUGGGGGAAGAAAACGAGAACCAGCUUUCCAAGUCAGAUGUUGUGUUGUCAUUCUCUCUGGAGGUUGUCAUCAUGGAGGUGCAGGGUCUGAAGUCGCUGGCCCCCAACCGCAUUGUGUACUGCACCAUGGAAGUCGAAGGUGGGGAGAAACUGCAGACUGACCAGGCUGAAGCCUCAAAGCCAACCUGGGGCACCCAAGGUGACUUCACGACAACACACGCACUUCCUGCAGUCAAGGUGAAGCUGUUCACGGAGAGCACAGGGGUGCUGGCUCUGGAGGACAAAGAGCUUGGGAGGGUUGUUCUCCACCCUACUCCCAAUAGCCCAAAGCAAUCAGAAUGGCACAAAAUGACUGUUUCCAAAAACUGCCCGGAUCAAGACCUGAAGAUCAAGCUUGCCGUGCGAAUGGAUAAGCCUCAAAACAUGAAGCACUCUGGGUAUUUAUGGGCCAUUGGUAAAAAUGUUUGGAAGAGAUGGAAGAAACGAUUCUUUGUCCUGGUCCAGGUUAGUCAAUAUACAUUUGCUAUGUGCAGCUACCGGGAGAAAAAAGCUGAACCUCAAGAGCUGCUGCAGCUCGACGGAUACACUGUGGACUACACCGACCCGCAGCCAGGUUUGGAGGGCGGCAGAGCAUUCUUCAACGCUGUGAAGGAAGGAGACACGGUGAUUUUUGCAAGUGACGAUGAGCAGGACCGUAUCCUGUGGGUCCAAGCCAUGUACCGAGCCACCGGCCAGUCUCACAAACCUGUGCCGCCUACCCAAGUGCAAAAGCUAAAUGCUAAAGGAGGAAAUGUACCCCAGCUAGACGCCCCGAUCUCUCAAUUUUAUGCAGAUAGAGCUCAAAAGCAUGGCAUGGAUGAAUUUAUCUCUUCCAAUCCCUGUAACUUUGACCACGCUUCACUCUUUGAGAUGGUUCAGCGCCUCACUUUGGACCACAGACUUAAUGAUUCCUAUUCUUGUCUGGGCUGGUUUAGUCCUGGCCAGGUCUUUGUGCUAGAUGAGUAUUGUGCACGUAAUGGAGUGAGAGGCUGUCACAGACAUCUCUGCUACCUCAGAGAUUUGCUAGAGCGCGCAGAAAACGGAGCUAUGAUUGACCCCACCUUACUUCACUACAGCUUUGCCUUUUGUGCAUCACAUGUUCAUGGCAACAGGCCCGACGGGAUAGGAACUGUGACCGUAGACGAGAAAGAGCGUUUCGAAGAGAUCAAGGAGCGGCUCCGUUUGCUUCUGGAGAAUCAGAUCACGCAUUUUAGGUACUGCUUUCCAUUUGGCCGUCCAGAAGGUGCGCUAAAAGCUACUUUAUCGCUGCUGGAAAGGGUUCUGAUGAAAGACAUAGUUACUCCGGUCCCUCAAGAGGAGGUAAAAACAGUCAUCCGUAAAUGCUUGGAGCAAGCAGCUCUAGUCAAUUAUACUCGACUAUCAGAGUAUGCCAAAAUUGAAGGGAAAAAGAGAGAAAUGUAUGAGCAUCCUGUCUUCUGCUUGGCCUCUCAAGUGAUGGAUUUAACCAUUCAGAAUCAAAAGGACGCAGAGAAUGUAGGCCGGUUAGUCACACCAGCUAAAAAGUUAGAAGAUACAAUACGUCUGGCAGAGUUGGUAAUUGAAGUCCUACAGCAAAACGAAGAACACCAUGCAGAGGCCUUUGCUUGGUGGUCAGACCUAAUGGUUGAGCACGCGGAGACCUUCCUGUCACUGUUUGCAGUGGAUAUGGAUGCUGCGUUAGAGGUGCAACCCCCAGACACCUGGGACAGCUUUCCGCUCUUUCAGCUCCUAAACGAUUCCCUCCGUAGUGACUAUAAUUUGUGCAAUGGAAAAUUCCACAAACACCUCCAAGACCUGUUUGCUCCACUUGUUGUUAGAUAUGUCGAUCUGAUGGAGUCCUCAAUUGCACAGUCAAUUCACAGGGGCUUUGAGCGGGAGUCAUGGGAGCCAGUAAAGAGUUUAACAAGUAAUCUGCCCAAUGUGAAUCUACCAAAUGUGAAUCUCCCUAAAGUACCAAAUCUACCAGUUAACAUCCCGCUAGGCAUCCCACAAAUGCCUAGCUUUUCUGCACCGUCAUGGAUGGCUGCUAUUUAUGAUUCUGACAAUGGAUCAGGCACCUCGGAAGAUCUGUUCUGGAAACUUGAUGCCCUACAGACCUUCAUUCGGGAUUUGCACUGGCCUGAGGAGGAGUUUGGAAAACACAUAGAGCAACGCUUGAAGCUUAUGGCGAGUGACAUGAUCGAGUCCUGCGUGAAAAGAACCAGGAUUGCAUUUGAAGUAAAGCUGCAGAAAACCAGCCGAUCAACAGAUUUCCGAGUCCCUCAAUCAAUAUGCACCAUGUUUAAUGUCAUGGUGGAUGCCAAAGCUCAGUCAACAAAGCUUUGCAGUAUGGAAAUGGGCCAAGAGCACCAGUACCAUUCAAAAAUAGAUGAACUAAUUGAGGAAACCGUCAAAGAAAUGAUAACACUCCUAGUGGCAAAGUUUGUCACCAUUUUGGAAGGAGUCUUGGCCAAACUAUCUAGAUACGAUGAAGGAACUUUGUUUUCUUCUUUCCUGUCAUUUACUGUGAAGGCUGCUUCCAAAUACGUGGAUGUACCCAAGCCGGGGAUGGAUGUUGCUGAUGCCUAUGUGACAUUUGUCCGCCACUCUCAGGAUGUCCUGCGUGAUAAGGUCAAUGAGGAGAUGUAUAUAGAAAGGUUAUUUGAUCAAUGGUACACCAGCUCGAUGAAUGUUGUCUGCACCUGGCUGACAGACCGCAUGGACCUGCAGCUUCACAUCUACCAACUGAAAACUCUCAUUAGGAUAGUAAAGAAGACAUACCGGGAUUUCCGAUUGCAAGGCGUGCUGGACUCCACCUUGAACAGCAAAACCUACGAGACCAUCCGGAACCGGCUGACGGUAGAGGAGGCCACAGCAUCAGUCAGUGAAGGCGGAGGGCUCCAGGGCAUCACCAUGAAGGACAGCGAUGAGGAAGAUGAAGAGGACGACUAGGGAUGCUGGCCCGGAGGACCGGCUGGGGGUCGCCUGGUAUCCGUGCAUGUACCUCGUCUGUAACUCAGUUAGCCACAUUAGGAAUUUUUCUGUCAGCUCUAAAUGCCCAUGAGAAGUUUACCAAUACAAAUGCCAUGUUAGCUGUGUGGUAAUAAGAUUAGCACCUCUCUUUGAUUCAUCGGUUUCCUAAGUUCAUAUCUAUAUGUUCAUAAGCAAUAUGGAGCACCGUUGUUUAAUACUGUUAAUGGAAAAAAAAACUACAUAGAAAACAUGCUAGGUGUGUCCCUGUUAUAAUUAAAGUUUAAACAAUGCUUCAUUAAUGUACUGUAUAUACAUUGAUGGUAAAUUGUUGUGAAGAUGAGUGACUCGAGUCCUUUCAUUUCUUUGUUUCUCUUCUGUGGAUGCCAACUGCUUAAAAUUAAUAAAAUAAAAAGAGGAAAAAACCAGCUUUGUUUUUAAAAGAAGAACAAGGCAAUUACAAAUGAUUUCUUUUUUUUUGUUCUCUCUGUUCAUUUACAAACCAGAAAACAAACAAACCCAGACAGCCGUUUGAAUCAUUCCGCAUCCUUGUUAAUGUACCAGGCUCUUCCCUUCAAUAUGCAGUUAACUCCAUAGAGGCUACAUCCCAAAGGAUUAGUCAUUCUAAUUGCCACACCAGAUUAAUCCUAUCAUUAUGGAUAUAUCAUGCCACAUUACAAGUCCAAAGCAGUUGUUUUAUGUUGACGUUUGCUCCUCUGAAUGUUACAUUUUUGUUUCAAAUCUCCAAUAACUGUGGAUGUACAAAGACAACUUUAAUUACAAUCUCAGACUAUACAAAUGUGUUUAUAAUAAUAUAUUGACUAUUUAUUUCAGUAGAUUGUAACCAUAAUUUACAAUCCCUCUGUUUCACAAUGGUUUUUAUAUAUGUCAUGUACAUUGCAUUUUGACCAGUAACUGCAUGUCCAUCUGUCCCUCCUCUGGAGCUUUUACUUUCUGUGUAAAAUAGUGAUCCAUCUUGCUUUUUUUGCCUUAUACAAGCCGACAGUUGUAAAAGUGUGAGAACUGUGGCUUCUCAAUAAAUAACUAUUCAGAUGUCCUAAGAAUAAAUUAUGGAGUCUUUUUAUGUCUGCCUUUUAGAAAAAAAAUAAAUCAAUUACAAGCUGAGAUGUAAGAGCCCCCACCUCUCAGAAUAAAGGCAUUUUCUUUUCUCA